GUGUACUAAAAAUGGCAUCAUCUCUGUCUCUCAAAUCUGCCUACAUUACUCUACCUGCUUACCUUUACAACCAAGGAAAAUGUCCAGUGACUUCUGUUUGCAAAGUAAACUUGAAUGAGAAUGGAAGUACUCAAACAUUAAGGGUGAAAAAAUACCAAUUGAAUUGCUCAAGAGAGAAAGAGAUGGAUGUCUCUACAGCAGCUUUGGUUGAUUGUGUUGCUGACUUAACGGACGAUAUGGAGGCUAUGGAAUUACCUGAUAUUGAAAUUGAGGAGCCAAUUGAGCCUAGUGUUUCAACAAUGUUAAUGAACUUCAGCAAUGAGUUUGAUCCUUAUGAUGCCAUGAGUACUCCACUGUAUCAAACGUCUACUUUUAAGCAACCUUCAGCCACAGAAUUUGGACCUUAUGAUUAUACACGGAGCGGAAAUCCAACACGGGAUGUACUGGAAAGGCUCCUUGCCAAGCUUGAGAAAGCAGAUAGAGCAUUUUGCUUUACUAGUGGAAUGACUGCUUUGGCAGCUGUAGCUCGUCUUGUUGGAACUGGUGAAGAGAUUGUUGCUGGUGAUGAUAUGUAUGGUGGUUCUGACCGCCUGUUGUCACAAGUAAUUCCAAAGACUGGAGUUAUAGUGAAACGGGUGGAUACAACUAACUUAGACGUGGUUGCCUCUGCAAUCGGACCAAAUACAAAGCUUGUCUGGCUGGAGAGUCCAACCAACCCUCGUCAGCAAAUUUGUGAUAUUCGUAAAAUAGCUGAGAUGGCUCAUGCACAUGGGGCUCUUGUACUGGUAGAUAACAGUAUCAUGUCCCCUGUACUGUCCCAUCCUUUGGAGCUCGGAGCAGAUUUUGUGAUGCAUUCAGCUACUAAGUUUAUAUCUGGACAUAGUGAUCUGAUGGGGGGCGUACUAGCUGUUAAAGGAGAAAGCUUGGCAAAGAACAUAUACUUCCUUCAAAACUCAGAAGGUGCAGGCUUAGCCCCAUUUGAUUGCUGGCUUUACUUAAGAGGGAUCAAAACAAUGGCAUUGCGUGUAUUAAAGCAGCAGGAAAAUGCACAAAAGAUUGCUGAAUUUCUAUCAUCCCAUCCUCGAGUGAAGAAGGUUAACUAUGCUGGUCUUCCCGACCAUCCUGGCAGAUCUUUGCACUAUUCUCAGACCAAGGGUGCAGGAUCUGUACUGAGUUUUUUUACAGGGUCAUUGGCACUCUCUAAGCAUGUAGUUGAGGCAACCAAAUACUUCAGCAUUACUGUCAGUUUUGGAAGUGUGAAGUCACUCAUAUGCCUGCCUUGCUUCAUGUCCCAUGUGGCUAUACCUGCUGAAGUACGCGAGUCUAGAGGUCUUACUGAGGAUCUAGUUCGAAUUUCUGUUGGGAUUGAAGAUGUCAAUGAUUUGAUAGCCGAUCUAGACAAUGCACUUAGAACUGGGCCUGCAUAACUUCAGGCGCUUCACUAGAGUUUAUCUCGUGGAUUACAGAUGCCAAUCUUGAUGCCCUUUCAAAUAAAUGCCAGUUUGCAUCACGCGAUGAGUCAAGAUUGCCAGCUAGGGGAUCGUCAGCUGGCACUCGUAUACUCAACGUGUGCUCUCUCUUGUAGUUACCAGUUUGUUCAUAAAUCCAAGAGUUAGCUUAACUAAAGGUGAUGAAAGGCAUGGUGUUAAAUGUCAUCUUGUUGUUUCUGCACCUCUGGGUUUUGGAAAGAAUGAUAUAAGCAAUGAAGUUGCGCAAGUUCAACA
This is a messenger RNA of Nicotiana tabacum (common tobacco), 1724 nucleotides long. Its product is annotated as cystathionine beta-lyase, chloroplastic-like. Gene Ontology annotation, biological process: 'de novo' L-methionine biosynthetic process; transsulfuration. Gene Ontology annotation, cellular component: cytoplasm. The record is from RefSeq and is a predicted model, not a curated record. Gene Ontology annotation, molecular function: cysteine-S-conjugate beta-lyase activity; pyridoxal phosphate binding. Lineage: Eukaryota; Viridiplantae; Streptophyta; Magnoliopsida; Solanales; Solanaceae.